CCCGCCGAGGCCUACGCCCUUUAUAAUGAUAUAAUCUUCUAACUUCGCUUGCGUCCUAACAGUGUAAGCGAAGGGUGAAAAUUUCAAUUUUGGAUAUUCGUCACUUGAGAUCUCACUGCUCGAUAUUAUUGUGCCGUUUGUUGUUGCUUGCUCGGGAAGCUGUAGUUAACUAGAGACAUGAGCGACCUCGAGAAGCAGCGGUGCGGCGGCGCCUUGGCCGGGAAGACGGCGCGAUCCUGCGACGGCUGCGCUCGCUGCCGGGCGCGGUGGUACUGCGCAGCCGACGACGCGUUCCUUUGCCAGACGUGCGACUCGUCCGUCCACUCCGCCAACCCACUCGCCCGCCGUCACCGCCGCCUCCGGCUCAAGUAUUCCUGGUGCUCCUCCGGCGCCGCAGCACUCGACGGGAACGAGGAAGAGGAUGAGGAGAAUUUUGAUGGCCCCUCGUGGCUCCGAGGGUUCAAGCGGAAGGCUCGGACCCCUCGGAAAGGGAAGAAGGGGAUGGCACCGCGGCCUCCGGAGCUCGCCGAAACGUCGCCGUCUGUCGAGGAGGAGCAGCUGCUCUACUGCGUGCCGGGGUUCGAUCCCGCGACGGCAGAGUUCCGUUCCGCUUCGUCUGGGAACGAGGAUACGAAGCCGCCGGUGGAGUCGGACGGCAGCACCCCUUCUUCCACCACCACCGUCGACGCCGCCGACCGCAUGGCCGAGUACAUGCCGUCGGACGUGGAGAUAGCGGAGUUCGCGGCCAACAUGGAGAGCCUCCUCGGCGAGGCGAGCGGCGACGACGCCGCGUUCUCGAUGGAGAGGCUCGGCCUGCUCGACAACGCGAAUUACUUCACGAAGGAACUGAAGGCAGAGCCGGCUGACGAAGCAGAGCAGAACUAUCCGGUGAGCGACGAGCUGGACAAGGACAUGACGAGGGACUCGCUGGAAUUGGACUUCAACUGCCCAGGCUCGUCGUCGACCGCGGAAGAAGAGGACGAGCUGGAUGUAGAAAAAACAGAGGACCAACACGACGAACCAAAGACAGCGAGGCUGAGGCUUGACUACGAGGCCGUCAUCUCUGCAUGGUCCGCCAACGGCUCCUCGCCCUGGACCGACGGCGAGCGGCCGCAGAUUAAUCUAGCAAACUGUUGGAAUGACUGCAUGGGAGGCGGAUGGGGGGAAGGAAGAGGAGGAGCGGGAGGCGGCGUGGCGCAGGUGGCCGUGGACGUGGGCAGGCAGGCGAGGGUGAGUCGGUACAGGGAGAAGCGGCGGACGCGGCUGUUCGCGAAGAAGAUACGGUACGAGGUGAGGAAGCUUAACGCCGAAAGGAGGCCGAGGAUGAAGGGGCGUUUCGUAAAGCGAGCUCCAGGCUCGGCAGCAGCUGCCUUCCUGCCUGCACUGAUCCCUACUACCGUCCGAGCGCCCCUCCGCCACCGCCUCCGCAAUGGCCGCCACAGGGUACUUUCCACGUCCAAACUCCUCGGCCGAAGAGUCCCUGGUCCACCGGCCUCUGCGACUGCUACGACGAUCCCCAAAACUGCAUCACGACCUGCUUCUGCCCCUGCGUCACGUUCGGCCAAGUCGCCGAGAUCGUCGAUAAAGGAUCCUGUUCGUGCGGGGCGAAUGGGGCGCUGUACGCGCUGAUAAUGUUCGCGACGGGCGGAUGCGCCUGCGUGUACUCGUGCUGCUACCGCAGCAAGUUGCGGGCGCAGUACGGGCUGCGCGAGGAGCCCUGCCCAGACUGCCUCAUCCACUGCUGCUGCUGCGAGUGCUGCUCUCUCGCCCAA
Zingiber officinale is the source of this 1772-nucleotide messenger RNA. RefSeq names its product zinc finger protein CONSTANS-LIKE 16-like. The record is from RefSeq and is a predicted model, not a curated record. Bases 178 to 1629 code for a protein of 483 amino acids. Gene Ontology annotation, biological process: regulation of DNA-templated transcription. The transcript is spliced from 5 exons. Gene Ontology annotation, molecular function: protein binding; zinc ion binding. Lineage: Eukaryota; Viridiplantae; Streptophyta; Magnoliopsida; Zingiberales; Zingiberaceae. Gene Ontology annotation, cellular component: nucleus.